Molecule: messenger RNA, 1074 nt
Organism: Poecilia reticulata (guppy)
Lineage: Eukaryota; Metazoa; Chordata; Actinopteri; Cyprinodontiformes; Poeciliidae
Gene: nkx3.3
Product: NK3 homeobox 3
Biological process (GO): regulation of transcription by RNA polymerase II; cell differentiation
Cellular component (GO): nucleus
Molecular function (GO): DNA-binding transcription factor activity, RNA polymerase II-specific; RNA polymerase II cis-regulatory region sequence-specific DNA binding
Source: RefSeq, a predicted model, not a curated record
UCGUGGCAGUUUCUUGCACAGACUUCUCAUUAAGGGACUGGACUCGUUUGACGGGAAAUAAAUGAAAGCAGUAGGGAGACAGCUGAUCGAGAGGCUUACUUUGGAGCUGCUCAUGACUUGAUGCCUCCAUGAGCUGCAGUGCAGAGUUUGGACACAGUUACUUGAGGUCUUCCAGGGCAUCAUGACAUCGAAGUUUUCAACCUUCUUAAUCAAAGACAUUCUCACCGGCCUGGAGGCUCCCUGUGGGAAUCCCGGCAGCACAGCUGCAGAGGAGCUUUGCGCACUUGCGCGCAAUUUGCGCGCGGGCUUUGAUAGCGCCAUUCAGAAAAGACUUUCUCCUGGUAAACGCGUGUCUGAAAGCCACCGAUCCGGCACCGGCAAGAAAGAAGGAGGGGCUGCGACUCAGUUCAGAGAAGGUACCGCAGAGCGUGCAGGCAUGCAGUAUGUGGAGCAGAGUAAGCGGCAAAGGAACCAGACGGAAGCAGGAAUGAAGGGGUUUCACCACCACUACCACCACGGCGGGGAGUCAUCCAGCUGUUCGCCCGAGGAGCGCCGCUGCGCCGCCGCGAAGAAGCGCUCCAGGGCGGCUUUCUCCCACGAGCAGGUCCACGAGCUGGAGCGCCGCUUCAGCGCCCAGAGGUACCUCUCUGGUCCCGAGCGGGCAGACCUGGCAUGCGCCUUGAAACUCACGGAGACACAGGUGAAAAUCUGGUUCCAGAACCGGAGAUACAAAACGAAACGGCGCCAGCUGGCCGGUGAUCUGGCGACGCUCGGCUCACCAAAGACCGUGGCCGUUAAAGUGCUGGUGAGAAAUGAGCAAAAGGAGUGGAUUCCGGGCAGCGGAGCCCACCUUCCCACGGCUCUGCCACUGUACCUCGGCUAUCAGUACCAGCAGCCCUACCUACACCAGUGCUACCAGCCCUACAGCACUGACAGGUUAUAUGGAGGAACGUUCUAAUGUUUGUGUGUUUUGCAAAGUUCACAUGUGAACCUUUGUAGAAAAUCUUUUUUUACGCCCUUCUACAAAAAAAAUCUAUUUUAAAUGGAACUUAAUAAUAAAAAACAAAACAUAGA